CUUCCGGACUCCGCCGUUAGGGGAAGACAGCCAAUGGGAGAGCUGGGGCGCGAGCCGGCUAGAUUCAAAGAUGCCUAUAAAUGCGGCCUGCACGCCCACACCCGUCCGAGUUUGGUCGCUGCCCAGCGCCACCAUGGCUGCCCUGCUGCCCGACGGCCUGGACGAGCUGCCCGCCGCCUGCCUGUCCCCCUGCGGGCCGCCCAACCCAGGCGAGCUGUACAGCGAGGCUCAGCGCUUAGCUCUCGAGGAGCUAGUGGCGCGCGGCCCCGAUGCCUUCGCGGCCUUCCUGCGACGCGAGCGCCUGGGCCGCUUCCUGAACCCCGACGAGGUGCGCGCCGUCCUGCGAGCGGCCGAAAGGCCCGGCGAGGAGGGCGCGGCGGCUGGUGCCGAGGAGUCCUUCGGCUCGUCGCACGACUGCUCGUCCGGCACCUACUUUCCCGAGCAGUCGGACCUGGAGCCGCCGCUGCUGGAGCUGGGCUGGCCGGCCUUCUACCAGGGCGCCUACCGCGGCGCCACGCGCGUCGAGGCGCAUUUCCAGCCCCGCGGCGGCGGCGCCGGCGGCCCCUACGGCUGCAAGGACGCGUUGCGCCAGCAGCUCCGCUCGGCGCGCGAGGUGAUUGCCGUGGUGAUGGAUGUUUUCACAGACAUCGACAUCUUCCGAGACCUGCAGGAAAUAUGUCGGAAACAGCGAGUUGCUGUGUACAUUCUUCUGGACCAGGCCCUGCUCCCUCACUUUCUGGAUAUGUGCAUGGAUCUGAAAGUUAAUCCCGAGCAGGAAAAGCUGAUGACAGUUCGGACUAUUACAGGAAACAUCUACUAUGCAAGGUCAGGAACUAAGAUUGUGGGGAAGGUUCAUGAAAAGUUCACAUUAAUUGAUGGCAUUCGAGUGGCUACAGGCUCCUAUAGUUUUACGUGGACAGAUGGCAAACUAAACAGCAGUAACUUGGUCAUUCUGUCUGGCCAAGUGGUUGAACAUUUUGAUCUGGAGUUCCGAAUUCUGUAUGCACAGUCACAGCCCAUUAGCUCCAAACUCCUGUCCAACUUCCGAAUCAGUGGCAAGUUUGACCAUCUGGUGGACUGGAAACCACUGUCCAAGGAGCUCACAUUGGGAAACCUGCUGCGGCUGCGGCUGGCCAGGCUCUCUAGCACUCCUAAGAAGGCCGACGUGGAGCACGAAGCACCUGCUGAGGGCAUGGCAGAGGCUCGGCGCCAUGACUCUGAGUCCUCCACCAUCAGUGAUAAAGACUACCUCAGCAGUCACAGGGAGGAAGCAGAGGGCAGAAAGGUGAUGGAUGCUGCCACUCAGACAGAGCCAAGAGAGGAGAUGCCUUCAGUGAGCAUGAGUGAUGUAGAGACACAAACCAGCAUUGCCACAGCCUGUGCUGGGGCCCAAACCACAGUUGCCACCCAGGUGGCAAGCUCCCAAACUAUGGUUCAGUCCAUCCCAGCCACCACCCAGACUGAUGUGGAUGAGAUAGUUCUUUCUUCUCAGGGAACCCAGUCCAAAGAAGGGUCACCAGUAUCAAAGAUGUCGGUGUCCAGGUCUUCCAGCUUGAGGUCUUCCUCCUCUCUGUCUUCUCAAGGCUCUGUGACAAGUUCCAUUGGCUCUCAGACUUCCUGCCGACCCACUGACUUCAUCACUGCUGGACACCCCACGUACUGGAGCAACCCCCAUUUGGACAUAUGCGUAAGAGACUCCUUUAGAAACUUGAAUAAAGAACGGCAGUUUCAUUUUGCUAGUCUCCGCUCCCGGCUUAACCACUUGCUGGCCAUGCUUUCCAGAAGAACGUUCUUCCCUGAGAACUACCUUGGUUUUAAUUCUGGAACUGUUACGAGAGCUUCAGUAAAUCUGAUAACCAUUAGAGAUAUUCCACUGUAUCCCUCCUAUCAGUGACAACUUAGCCUUGAGAGAUUCCAGUAGAUGUCAUCAUCUAUGUCCUGCUUGACAGACUGUCCCACGUUGAAUUCGCUUUCUUUCACCUGACUUUUAGUCACUAUGACUUUCUUUGAAUUCUAUAACCUGCAUAUUACUUUGCAUACUUUUGUCUUACUUUAUCAUGUACACUAGAUGCUACUUUUAUGAUUUAAACACUACCAAUCUAGUUAACUUUGCAUGAUUUUAGUAUUGAUUUUUUUUUUUUUUUGAAGGGAGGCCACUGCUUCACAGAUAGCAGCAGUUCAAAACGGAGGGGAGGGGCCGGGUGGUGACGCACCUGGCUGAGCACACACAUCACAGUGCGCAAGGAUCUGGGUUUGAGCCCCUGGUCCCUACCUGCAGGGGGAAAGCUUUGUGAGUGGUGAAGCAGGGCUGCUUGUGUCGCUCUUCCUCUUUAUCACCCCCUUCCCUCUUGAUUUCUGGCUGUAUCUAUACAAUAAAUAAAUAAAAAUAAUUUUUUAAAAAGUUAUUUAAAAAUAAGUAAAUAAAAAUAAAUAAAUAAACAAGUAAAUAAAUAGAAAAAGAAACAGAGGGGAAAGAGGCAGAGAGGAAGAAAGAGACAGAGAAAGACACUAUAGGGCCAGUUUCACUGCUCGUGGCAUUUCCCUAGUGCAUAGAGCUCCAUUAUGGCUCUCAGGGCUUGAACCCGGGUCCUUGCUCAUGGUAAAAUGUGCAUUCUACCCGGUGAACUAUCUCAUGGCCCCAAUAUUGCUGUCUUUUAAAGAGAAUAAUUAGGUGUCAUCAGGUCAAUUCAGGCUAGAGAUGAGGUAUGUUUUGUGUGCCAGGGAUUUCUCCUAACAGUUGUGCAGAAGACAUGUAUAUAAGGGGUCCCAGGUUUAGUGCCUAGCACCCUUGUUAGAGCUGAGGUGUGCUCUGGUAAAAACAAGAAAUAUAUUUAGCAUCUUUCUUUAUCUGUGUUCUUUUGUUUCUGAGGUGAAUCAUUGUGAUUUAUAAUUAAAAUCUUGCUGUCAUCUCUUUUAGAUACCUAUCUUGUUAGCAUUAAACAACAAUUUUUGUUGGUGAUUGCUUAUGUAAUUAAAAAAAAGUUUUUUUGCUCUCUGGCACUUUUCUUUUUGACUCUUGAGUGUGUUAUGGGUGAGGUACUUAGUAGCUACGGGAAGUCCUCAGAGAAUGCCCAGGGCUCUUACACCCAGUCAAUAAAUGAGUUUGUCAGUCAACCA
Erinaceus europaeus (western European hedgehog) is the source of this 3117-nucleotide messenger RNA. RefSeq names its product family with sequence similarity 83 member D (gene SACK1D). The transcript is spliced from 4 exons. Gene Ontology annotation, biological process: protein localization to mitotic spindle; regulation of TOR signaling; regulation of ERK1 and ERK2 cascade. Lineage: Eukaryota; Metazoa; Chordata; Mammalia; Eulipotyphla; Erinaceidae. Gene Ontology annotation, cellular component: mitotic spindle pole; cytosol. Bases 71 to 1894 code for a protein of 607 amino acids. The record is from RefSeq and is a predicted model, not a curated record.